Messenger RNA from Rhizophagus irregularis DAOM 181602=DAOM 197198, 547 nucleotides. The record is from RefSeq and is a predicted model, not a curated record. Lineage: Eukaryota; Fungi; Glomeromycota; Glomeromycetes; Glomerales; Glomeraceae.
GAUAUCGUAAUGAUUUUAAUUUAGUUAACGGGAGCCCCUUUUUAAAAAAAUAAAGGGUGAACGUUCGUCUAAUCAUACUUGUACACUCGUACUAACCGUUAGAACAAAAAAAAAAACUCAUUUAUACUAUUUGGAAAAAAUGGCGAGAGGAUAUUCAUUAGAACAAGAUUUAAAAUUGUUAGUAAAUAAUCCAAAGUAUAGUGAUAUAGAGAUUUUAUGUGAGGAUCAAAGGAAAUUAUAUGGAUCUAGAGCAAUUUUAGCGGCGAGGUCAGAAGUAUUUGAUGGACUACUUUAUAAUGGAAUGAAAGAAAGUUACGAGAAUCAAAUUUAUUUUCCAACGAUUAAUUCAUCUAUAAUGGAAAUUAUACUAGAAUAUAUUUAUACAGGGUCAAUUAAAGGAACUUUAACUGAAGAUAAUAUAGUUGAAGUUUUUAGUGCAGCAGAUUAUUUUCAAUUAUUGAAUCUUCAAGAUUUUAUUAUAAAAAAUGUUAAAAAUACCUUAGUAGAGAAUUAUAAAGAGAAUUAUUCACCUGAAUUGUUAUCUAAA